CUCAUUGUUACUGAAUCAAUUGUGCUUUUCAAAUUUUAGUCAGACCGAGCUUCAAUGCUGGAUGAUGCCAUCAAACAUAUUAAAGCCCUCAAGCUUCAAAUACCAUUUUAUGUACAUCAGAUGACGUCCAUGGGUGAAGGAGCUCUGUACCAGGCUUCAAAUUUGUCCAUGGCUGGGAUGCAAAGCACACAAACACCCCAAUUCAUGUCGUAUGUGCCCAUGGGAACGAGCAAUGCGUAUGGAAUGGGAAUGGUUAAUAUGUGCUACUCAACAACGGGCCUUCCAAUCAUGUCUGUUCCCUCAGCCCGCUUCAAUCCAUUACAGCCAGCAACUGCAGGGUUCCCUCUAAUGUCUGCACCAGGAGUUCUUCCUGUUAAUCCCCGAUUGCAAAUGCCGAUGCCAUUCGUUGCUUCACAAGUAAUGCCUACAGCCACUAUCACAUCCAGGCCCAGAAAUAUGGGUCAGCCGCAAUUUGCUACAGAUUUCUCUCACACAUUCAACUAUGCAAACCAAGGAGAGUCUAGUUUCCAAAACAAUACAAACAACGCAGCUUCUGCUGACAACCAGAGAGUGCCAAUUAUAAGCAAGAAAUCUAAGGUGCUGGCUAGUCAUGUGGUAACACCCUGUUCAUCAGUCAGUGACAAGUAGCCGAUCACACUCCCCAUUUUGACAGUUCAUCUGGAUGAGAUAAUUCAAGUCAGUAGAAUUGCCAUUUUUCUUUGUUGGUAACUUUACUGUUUGAUGUUUGCUGGAUGAAAGAAGGCAAGCACUAAACUAAGCAGCAUACAAACAGAACAGAGCUUUCUUAAGUCUCUGCAGCUUGGAAACAAUCA
Messenger RNA from Prunus avium (sweet cherry), 833 nucleotides. Its product is annotated as transcription factor PHYTOCHROME INTERACTING FACTOR-LIKE 15-like. The record is from RefSeq and is a predicted model, not a curated record. Lineage: Eukaryota; Viridiplantae; Streptophyta; Magnoliopsida; Rosales; Rosaceae.